Entrophospora sp. SA101 is the source of this 561-nucleotide messenger RNA. Lineage: Eukaryota; Fungi; Glomeromycota; Glomeromycetes; Entrophosporales; Entrophosporaceae. The record is from the annotation of a GenBank genome assembly.
AUGCCAAUUCCAUCAUUUACACAUCCUAGCAAAACCUUGAGAUCACAACCUGAUGAAAAGCAAGAAAAAACAAAAAUACCUGCUGAAAGUAAUGCUAGCAUUAGUAGUAAGUCGAGAAAGAUUGUUGAUCAAGAUUUUGCAGAAUUUCUUCCAAAGAGACAAAGCAGCAAAAAAUCAAAAGAAAAAUAUAUCAAUUUGGAUGUGUUGAAUGAUUAUGAAGCUGCCAAUCUAUAUAAAGUUAUGUUCCAAGCUGAUGACAAUGAUGUCAAAGGAAUUGCAAGUAAACAACCAUGUAUUAAAAAACCAGACCUUUUGGAAGAUGCAGUGGCACAAUUAUCCAAAACAUACCUUGCAGAAGCACUACUUGAAUGCAAUAUCUUGGUUGCAAUUAAGCAUUUGCUGGAACCUUUACCUGAAACUAUAAGACAAUUAGCUACUCAACUUGUAGAAAAGUGGAGUAGAUCAAUACUUGGAUUAAGUGAUGAUUAUCGAGAAGUAGCUCCUACACUAUCAAGAAAGUUUACAACAACAACAAGCGAAUCAAUUGUAAGGAAAAUUUAA